GUACUCUACUCUAACCAGGAAGUUGCGUCUAAAAUACGAGACCGAACCGGACGUUGAAGUUUCUAGAAAAGAAAGUGGAAUCAACUGAACGACAAAAUGAAUACCAGAGGAUUCCGUUCACAGCUAAAAGACAGUGUGCCGGUGACGGGCUUGUGCCCACAGGCCGGCGCGUACGGUGUGCAGGACACACUGAGGAGCGGGUUCAGCAGUGUGAAGAAUGAACUGCUUCCCAGCCAUGUGUUGGAGCUGUCAGAGAAGAAUUUCCAGCUGAACCAGGACAAGAUGAACUUCUCCACCCUAAGAAACAUCCAGGGUCUCCACGCUCCCCUCAAACUGCAGAUGGAGUACAGGGCAGCCCGCCAGAUCCAGAGGCUUCCGUUCCUGCAGAGUUCUAACCUGGCGUUGGACACCCUCAGAGGCAACGAUGAGAGCAUCGGCUUUGAAGACAUCCUCUGUGAUCCCUCCCAGAGUGAGAUGAUGGGAGAGCCUCACAUGAUGGUGGAGUACAAACUGGGAUUUAUGUGAGGGGGUUUUACCCGAACCUGCCUCCCCGGCCACCUGGCUCUGUCUGUGUCCGCUUAUCUCCAUCCCCCCUCAGUUCAGAUAUUGUCUCCUAGCCCCAUCCCAAAGAGCUUUUGGGUGUAAUGGUUUAGAUUCUAAAGAGCAUUUGAGAUGUUCCAAUAUGCCUUCAUCUUAGGCACGUCAGUGGAAUAUAAACCACGAGUACCCUUCAGCUUCUCCUGGGCUAGGUUACUGUGUUGGGUGAUGCUGUCUGCUAUAGAUUAGGAUGGAUAUGGAUUACUUCAAGUCCUCUUUUGACAUCUAGUGACAAUACCUUUUGUAUGGUUGGAUUUCUGUUUCUAAUAAAUACUGUUAUAACUCUGUCA
Molecule: messenger RNA, 887 nt
Organism: Osmerus eperlanus (European smelt)
Lineage: Eukaryota; Metazoa; Chordata; Actinopteri; Osmeriformes; Osmeridae
Gene: pomp
Product: proteasome maturation protein
Exons: 6
Coding region: 97-525 (142 amino acids)
Biological process (GO): proteasome assembly
Cellular component (GO): cytoplasm; nucleus
Source: RefSeq, a predicted model, not a curated record